Molecule: messenger RNA, 276 nt
Organism: Uncinocarpus reesii 1704
Lineage: Eukaryota; Fungi; Ascomycota; Eurotiomycetes; Onygenales; Onygenaceae
Exons: 1
Coding region: 1-276 (91 amino acids)
Source: RefSeq, a predicted model, not a curated record
AUGACUUGGCAGGCUUCGGCGCUAGGCCGCAUUUGCCACCGGUGUUUCGUCGCGAAAGAUUUGCUGAGCAACCAAGCAGAACAGAAAAAACGCAGAAACAACGGAAUCCGUCUUGAUUUGAGGGCGUCUCAGGCUCAAGCAGCAGCGCAGCACCCUGACCUUGCGACGCCAAACCGGCCUGACCCUGUGGUGCAAAGUCGCCGGGGCAAAUGCGACCGACCGCGGUCUCGGGACGACUCUCGAGUCUCCACGGGCUUCACAAUAAUUAUUCUUUGA